Messenger RNA from Saprolegnia diclina VS20, 255 nucleotides. RefSeq lists its product as hypothetical. The coding region runs from base 1 to 255 and encodes 84 amino acids. The transcript is spliced from 2 exons. The record is from RefSeq and is a predicted model, not a curated record. Gene Ontology annotation, cellular component: mitochondrial membrane. Lineage: Eukaryota; Oomycota; Saprolegniomycetes; Saprolegniales; Saprolegniaceae.
AUGGCCCGCCGCAAGUCGUCCAACACGUUUGCCCGCGUCGGGCUGCCGUUCGUCAUCUUUGUCGUCGGCGGCUUCGCUGGCCUCCAGAACUUUGUCGGCGGCAAGUUUGAGCGCCGCGACAUGAUGGUCAAGAGCCAAAGCGAGCGCGCCUUCAACCUCGACGAAGAGCACCGGAAAAUCAUGCACAAGCUCAAGACCGACGACUUUGAGAUCAAGCGCAUUCCCAAUCCCGGCGAAGACCCGCGCAACGUCUGA